UCAGGCAACCGUUUUUUCGCCCUAUUUAGUCGUUUAAUCCUCCUCUUUAGAUCAGAAAAACGGUCAUUUCAUCAUGUAAUAUUCCUUUUAAUGUGCCUUACUAUAAAGAGGACGACUAUCCAUCUAUUGCGGAAGUCCUCUACCUCUAGAGGACAUAUAUCUAUUAAUAAGUAGUUCGACUCGUUCCAUUCCAUUAUUUUUCGUUUGCUUGCCACUUCUAAAAUUUUAAAAUAUGUAUUCCAUUUUUCUUUAUAAAUAGAUGGUAAUAAGAGUUGUGCAGGCAAGAAAAAAAAUGUGGUCAGCACAUAACCGACCGUAUUGUUUAUUGUCUAGUUAAAUGAAAGUGUUACAGAAUAUUAUAAAAAUGUCAGUUAAAUACUUCUUUCCAAUUUUUAUCUGAUCAUUGGUGCAGUGGUUAUGGCACCGGCCCUUUAACCGAAGGGUCUCGGGUUCAAACCCCGGUCAGGUCACUAUAAAAAAUUAUAUUCAAUAUUAUAUAACUUAAUAUGCAAUACUAAUAAAUAUUAAAAAACAAGUAAUUUUCAAAUAUUCAUAAUAUUCGAUACUAAAAACUAAGAAAAAUAAACAGUAAAUAUUAAUAACCUCAAAUAAUUAAUAUAAAUAAAACUACGGCAGGCUAGUCACCUACCUAGCUAACUCUCUAUGACUAUAAGAAACUAGGGCAUGAUAGAUAUCAUGCACUAGCCCUAUACUCCUCCUAGGAGUAAAGAAGGAAAAAAAAAAAUUUUUAGGACAUUAGUAAGCUUAUAGUUAACAUACUUAGAAAAAUGUAAAUUUGGUUCUUAGUAGAGUUUCGCUUUCCCUGAAAUGCUCGCCAGUUAGUUUCGGUAACAACCAGAACUCAAAUAUCAAAUUUCAAGAAAUUCCAUCAAUUUGUUCUGUGGAUAUGGUGAAAAAUGUAAAAUCGGCCCGCAAAUCAGUUCUCGAGCCCUGAUCUUUUCAAAAAAGUUAUAUGUUCAUUCCUUUAAUAUGAUUAAUUCAUAUAUUAAAUUUCAAUGAAAUCGGUUGAUUAUUUCUCUUUAUAUACACAAAAGUGUAUGUUUGGCCCGUAGUAAACGCCUAGUUGCCGAUGCCUGAUUUCUUCCAAAACAUAGCAAUUUUUGCGGACGGUCGAGCUGAGCUUAUAUAUAAAAUUUCAAGUAAAUCGGUUGAAUAUUUUCUUCAAAAUGUUCAAAAAUGUAAAACAGGCCCGCUAAAAAGUGCAGUUCCCGAGGCCUGAUUUAACCAAAAGUUGAUCGAUCCGUGCCAUGGUGAAAACAAACUUUCAUAUAAAAUUUCAUCAAAAUCGGUUUAGCCGAACUUGAGAUACACGCAUGCACACACAGACCGACAGACCGACAGACGGACAGACCGACAGGUUGCUAAAAAUAGUUUACUUACACUUCCCUACUGUGGAGAAGUGCAUUCCCACCGAAAACUCGAUAUGCAAAAUUUGUUGCCAUCACAUAACCUACCUAUUGUUUACACAAUACGGUCGGUAAAAAGAAAUAUUGUAAACAAAAGAGUGUAUCAAAAACAGUGAACUGAAAUAAAAUUAAAUAAAGUUAGGUAAACAUUCAAUCAAUAUAGAUGGAAAACUGUAAAACCCUUCAGAAGGCAAUGGAAAACCGCUGAAGUAUUGAGCCUUAUUCUAGUUGCCGAAGUAGAGCGACAAUUGUCGUCACGACUUGAAUUUGAUAUUCUAAAUGGCGAUUAAAGUGACACGUGUCGUGGAAUAGCGGGAAAAUGUGUUUCAGGUACACAUGUCGUAGUGAAACGACGUUUUUUGUCGAAAAGUAUUUAACAAGUGACAAGCGAGAUGGAUACACCAAAAAUUCACGUCACUCGACAACUAGAAUACCACAUUUCAAAUGAUGUGACAACGACAACGACAAAUGUCACGUAAGUGACGCGACAACUAGAAUAAGGCUCAUUAUUUCCUAGAAAAAAAUCACAUGCAAACACGAACAACACAGCCUCGGACACCCCAGUCUCCGGUAGGGGGGUGUUACAAAUACCCGGAGGAAAAACAAAAAAUAGAUUAAGAAUAGGUACCUGGAACGUUAAUAGUUUGUAUGAGCCAGGCAAAUUUGCGAACACAAUUCAGGAAAUGCAAAGAUUAAAAAUAGAUAUUAUGGGAAUUUGCGAAACAUGGUGGCCAAACGGUGGUGAAUGUUCGGCACAGGGCGUAAAAUUUCACUACUCUGGCAAUAAUUCUCCUAGUCAUCGGAAUGGUGUCGGUAUAAUAGUCACAGAACAUCUGGCCAAAUGUGUAACAAACUUUAUACCACUCUCAGACAGACCAAUGCUAUUAAAAAUUAACACCAAACCUGUAGAACUAAAUGUAAUUCAAAUAUACGAACCAACGGCAGAAAAAGAUGAUGACGAGAUUGAAGGGUUUUACUGUGAAAUAGAAAGUUUACUAAAAUUAACGAAACCACAUGAAAUGACUAUUAUAAUGGGGGACUUCAACGCAAAAAUUGGUACUGGAAGAGUCAAUGAUAUAGUAGGUCCAUUUGGCUUAGGAACAAGAAAUAACAGAGGUAACCGUCUAAUAGAGUUCUGUGAAGAAUUUAAAUUCAAAGUUACAAAUACGUGGUUUCGUUUACCACCUAGAGAAUUUUACACCUGGAAAUCGCCGUAAGAUAAUGCUGGAAAUAUCUUGCGAAAUCAAAUUGACUUUAUCUUAAUAAACAAAAGAUUUGCUACUUCUAUAAUGAAGGUUUCUACUUACCCGGGGGCUGACGUGCCAUCAGACCACAACUUAUUGCAGGCUAAUGUUAAAAUCAAAUUAGCAAGAAUAAAAAGAAAUCGGCAACAGUCAAAAUUAGAUGUAGGCAAAUUGAAAAAUGAUGAAAUCAAAUUUAACAUUUCUACAGAAGUUAACAACCGAUUAAAUACAAUUAUUAAUGAUAAUAUAGAAAACGUCAACAUAUAUUGGAAUAAA
This is a messenger RNA of Condylostylus longicornis, 2947 nucleotides long. Its product is annotated as craniofacial development protein 2-like. The transcript has 2 exons. The record is from RefSeq and is a predicted model, not a curated record. Gene Ontology annotation, biological process: chromatin remodeling. Lineage: Eukaryota; Metazoa; Arthropoda; Insecta; Diptera; Dolichopodidae. Gene Ontology annotation, cellular component: nucleus. Gene Ontology annotation, molecular function: catalytic activity. The coding region runs from base 2111 to 2644 and encodes 177 amino acids.